This is a messenger RNA of Paecilomyces variotii, 2348 nucleotides long. RefSeq names its product Alpha/Beta hydrolase protein. The transcript has 2 exons. The record is from RefSeq and is a predicted model, not a curated record. NCBI's taxonomy places the organism in Eukaryota, Fungi, Ascomycota, Eurotiomycetes, Eurotiales, Thermoascaceae. Bases 344 to 1999 code for a protein of 551 amino acids.
CCAAAACUCUUCAUGAUUUUCCUGAGAAAAUACCAAUAUAUCUAAAUAUAAUGACUCCGCGUCUACCCCUUUACUUUGCCUAGACUUCAUUUCAACACUGUGCUCAAGCGCUAAUAUGGUCCAUGGAAGAGGGAGCCCCGCUACUUACGCAAGUCGUGACGAUGGAAUAACGGCCAAAGUUAUCAAUGCCAUGAACGCGAUAUAGUGGCGGAUCCCUGAGGAUAUUUGUUUAAAUUGAUGGGGAUAUCAUGUCUCAAUCGCUUGAUGGCCGCGCUCUUUCCACAACGCCUUUGCUGCAUUCGUUUAUUAGGCAUCUUGCUCACUCUCUAGUAGGACGCCCAUCAUGCGUCUCGAUUCGCUCUUUACUACGGCGACUGUCGUAGCAGCGACGAAUGCUGUCACGCUUCCCACGAUCAAUACGACCCAGGGUUCCCUUCGUGGUUCCAUCUCCAACUUUCGCUCAGGCGCUACGGUAUACAAAGGUAUUCCUUAUGCCGCUCCUCCGGUGGGGAACCUCCGUUGGAGAGAGCCUCAGCCACCAUCUCCCUGGAAUGGCACUUUCAACGCGACCGAAUUCGGGCCUCAAUGCGCGCAGCCAUAUAGCUCAGCUGGUAUCUUUUCGUCAGGAAAGACAUCGACAAGUGAGGACUGUUUGACAUUGAACAUCUGGACGCCGACUUACGACGAUGUAUCGGACAUCACCUCGAAGAACCUUCCGGUGUAUGUUUGGAUAUUCGGAGGAAGAUUUGAAGGUGGAUCCGGCGACGUGAAGACCUACGAUGGAUCUGGACUUGCAGUCAAAGACAUUAUUGUUGUAACCUUGAACUAUCGUCUCGGCGCCUUUGGCUACCUGGCUCACCCUGAAUUGUCCGCGGAAUCCGGUCACAACAGUUCCGGCAACUACGGCCUUCUGGACCAGCAGAUGGCCCUGCGAUGGGUGCAAGAGAACAUCAAGAACUUUGGCGGCAAUUCUAGCCAGGUCGUUGUUGGUGGUCAGUCUGCUGGCUCUGCGAGUGCCCUGGACGUUAUGUACAGCAGUCUGACUAAGGGUCUUGUACACGGUGUUAUUGCUGAGUCGGGUGCUCGUGCUCCAAAGGAUCCUAUGACUGGCGGUCUGGCAACUUCGCAUCGCAACAUGUCCGCUGCCCUGGCUCAGGGCGAGGACUUCGUCAAAAACAGCCUCAAUGUGUCUUCUAUCGCCGAGGCGCGCAAGAUCUCUUACGAGACUCUCAUCAACUAUGGCCAGGAGAUGGAUACUACCUUCGACGGCACAGUUUACCAGAAUCUGUCUUCUGCUUUUAUGAAUCCUCCUUUGUGGCGGCCAGUCAUUGAUGGAUACGUGCUUCCAUACACAUACGGCGAAUCCCUGCGUCUGGGUGCGCAUCUCGACGUCCCGAUCAUGACGGGCAAUAACAAGGACGAAUCUGGUGCGGCGCCAGACACAUCAACCACGGUAGCCGACUACAUCACCGACUUCGGAAUCAUGUUCCAGAAUCGCUCGUCCGAAUUCUUCAAGCUUUGGCCGGCCGGCAAUAGCUCCAGUAUCGCUUCUGCUCAGAUGAAUUCCUUUUUCCGGGAUCUCUCGCGUGUCUCCACCUGGAUCUGGGGAAACGAAUGGGCCGCUGGAGGUGCCAAGUCAAAUGUAUAUGUGUACUACUGGACUCAUGCCCCUGCUGAGAAUGAGGGCGAAGGUGCCUAUCACGGUUCCGAGUUAUGGUACACCUUCAACAAUAUCCCCUACGCGGACUAUUCAAACGUCACCUGGGCUACGGAGGACUACGAAAUUGAGAAAAAGAUGGCACAGUACUGGGUUAACUUCAUCAGCACGGGCAACCCCAAUGGCGACGGGUCCAGUGACUUGACUUACUUCCCGCCCUCGACUAGCGAUAAGAAACAGGUUAUGUGGCUGGGUAACUCGUGGGGAGCGAGUUAUCUCACGGAAGGGGAAAACCGACUGCAGUUCAUUGUGGAUUGGCUCUCAGGUCUGUAUGAGUGGUGAUUUUCAUGCACUUGAGAUUACCCCGAUCUGACGCGGUUCACGGAGGGGGGCUGAAGGGCUGCCCCUUCCAGAAAACGGUGUGGAUAAACGUGUAUAAUAUCUGCCUGGUUGUAUAUACUGGUAAUUAAUCAGGACUCAGGUACUGAGAUCUGAAAAGCUAAGGAGAUAUGUUGCGUGGGUCUUUCAAUAGACAGCUCCCUAGCUCAACCUAACGAUUAAGGGAUGCCAUUCCGAUACAUACACAUAUACAUACACAUACGCACACUGUUUAUAUCUUUGUUUUCUCCUGUCUCCCGAAAUUGACAUCAAGAACUUUUCUAACCAGACAAAAUGAAUUUUGCAACUUCAG